GAGAAGGUUCGUCACGCUGAGGACAAGGCUCCUCACGCUGAGGACAAGGUUCCUCACGCUGAGGACAAGGUUCCUCACGCUGUGGACAAGGUUUCCUCACGCUGAGAACAAGGUUCCUCACUCUGAGGACAAGGUACCUCACACUGAGAAGAAGGUACGUCACAGUGAGGACAAGGUUCCUCACGCUGAGGACAAGGUACCUCACGCUGAGGACAAGGUUCCUCACACUGAGGACAAGGUUCCUCACGCUGAGGACAAGUUUGCUCACGCUGAGGAGAAGGUUCGUCACGCUAAGGACAAUGUUCCUCACGCUGUGGACAAGGUUCCUCACGUUGAGGACAAGGUACCUCACACUGAGGACAAGGUUCCUCACCCUGAGGACAAGAUUCCUCACGCUGAGGACAAGGUUACUCACCCUGAGGAGAAGGUUCCUCACGCUGAGGACAAGGUUCCUCACGCUGAGGACAAGGUUCCUCACGCUGAGGAGAAGGUUCCUCACGCUAAGGACAAUGUUCCUCACCUGUGGACAAGGUUCCUCACGCUGAGGACAAGGUACCUCACACUGAGGACAAGGUCCCUCAAGCUGAGGACAAGGACAAAUUCGCUGAGGACAAAGGACACGCUGAGGACAAGUUCGCUCUUAGGAAGAAAGCAUAAGAAUGUAAAUAUUAAUGAACUGAAAGUAAAUGAUGAUAUUAUUUCUGAUGAUAAAUCUGUUACUGAAACAUUAAAUGAAUAUUUUAUAAAUAUUGGAAUGAAGAUGGCUGCUGAAUCAGCAUGUCAAAGCACCGAUGCUUCAAAUGAUCAAGUAAUUUAUGAAAGUACUGUGCUUCUUCCUAAAGAAAAUUUUCACUUCGCAGGUAUUACUAUAGAUAGUGUUUCUAAACGCCUACAAAAACUAAAGGUCUCAAAAGCGACAG
This is a messenger RNA of Paramuricea clavata, 920 nucleotides long. NCBI's taxonomy places the organism in Eukaryota, Metazoa, Cnidaria, Anthozoa, Malacalcyonacea, Plexauridae. The record is from the annotation of a GenBank genome assembly.